AUGUCCAACCAGACCCACGCUUUCGAGUCCUCCAUCGUCAUCGGCUCCCGUACUGGAGGCGGUCGUCGCUCCACUUCCCCCAAGGACGGCCACAGCAACCCUGUCAUGGCCAACUCCACCUCCCUCAAGGAAGAUUCCAGGAAGCCUGGCAUGGGUAAGGAGCUAUCCACCUUCCGUGCUCUUGGCCGCCAGAAGCGUGGAUCCUUCGCUCGUGGUCCUAAGGUUGAGAUUCGUGCUCAUGAUGGUCAAGUCCUAGCUUCGCUGCCUUUGGCACUUUUUAGUGCUCUCUCCACCGUGGAGAACCUCGUCUUGAAGGAUAAGAGUGUCUUCUACGUCACUUGUCCCGAGUACCUACUCGUCGUAGCUGUCAAGGAUCUCAUCGCCCGCAUCACUCCUCUAGCCAACCCCAAUCUCGAUGUGAUGGCUAUGGACACCACGAACAACCUGUUCAAGGAUAUCCAUAUCGCCUCGGCCGCUGAGUUCCUUGGUCUCACUGCCUACACCCAGCGCAUGUUUAACGCGCACUGGCACCUGAUCAAGACCUGCCUUCCCUCUCAGGACCUCAUCAACCUCCUGACCACAAUCCACACUCCGCUGGGUGACAAGCUCCUCGACAUCAUCGCCCUGCGCAUGGCAAAGCACUCCUGGGCUGGAGACUAUAACGAUAGCGAGUUCGAGGAGUACCUCGCCGAGAACUCCCGCUUCGAUGCCAUGGUCAAAGUAUACUUGGCCAAGUGGGAGGCCAGUAGCAAGGCCUUUGAGGCUCGCGAGGCACACCGUCGUUCUCAGGCUGAGCACCGGGAUCUUGCUGCUGAGCGUCAGCUUGCGGCGGAGUAUCAGGCACUUGCUAACGCACAGAAGGAUCGCGCCAAGGAGCGUGCUAUCUUCGCCGCCAAGGAGCAGGAGGAUGUCGAGGUUGGCGUUGCUGUGCGAGCGAAGAUCCAGACCAAGGGCCUCAAGGGCAGCAAAUUCUCUCCCCGGGAGGCUAACUACAUCUGGACUCACAUGGGCAAGCGCGUUCCGAUCUCUUCUGGUGGAUAG
This is a messenger RNA of Parastagonospora nodorum SN15, 1041 nucleotides long. RefSeq lists its product as hypothetical. The transcript has a single exon. NCBI's taxonomy places the organism in Eukaryota, Fungi, Ascomycota, Dothideomycetes, Pleosporales, Phaeosphaeriaceae. Bases 1 to 1041 code for a protein of 346 amino acids. The record is from RefSeq and is a predicted model, not a curated record.